Messenger RNA from Acomys russatus (golden spiny mouse), 1185 nucleotides. It is a transcript of the gene Cimap1c, whose product is annotated as outer dense fiber of sperm tails 3 like 1. The transcript is spliced from 4 exons. Gene Ontology annotation, cellular component: cytoskeleton. The record is from RefSeq and is a predicted model, not a curated record. The coding region runs from base 190 to 1104 and encodes 304 amino acids. NCBI's taxonomy places the organism in Eukaryota, Metazoa, Chordata, Mammalia, Rodentia, Muridae.
ACGGCAACGGGGGGAAAUAAACACUCCGGGCCUCACAGUACAAGUUCUGCCGUGGUGUGAUGUCAUCUUCCACUCCUGCCAUUGGGCUCCGUACUGGCUGCACCUCUGUGGCUUCAGCUGCUGAGCCCAAGCGUCUUCCCGCCCAGCCCCCCAGCUGUUUGGGAGUCUUUGAAGUGGGGUGGGUUGUGGAUGGAGGGGCCUGGGCAGGGGUACCGGCUCCUGGCUGGUCAGGCACUGCUUGUAACCGCUACUGUUUGUUUCCUCCCAGCCUUCACUAUGAAACAGCCCAAGGAGGCCAGGAACCUUGUGUUCUACGCACAGCACCCAGAGAAGGAGGAAGAGGUGCCCUCAUGGCAGGAGAUAAAGCAGACCCCUGUUGUCAUGGCCACAAUCAGAGGUCCAGGGCCUGCCAAAUACCUCCGGCCAUCCUGUACCGGCUAUAUAGCCCACGACCCCUCCAUGUUUCAGGAGCCAGCUUAUAGCCUGCACACACGGCACUCUGAGAAACGGAUCACAGACACUUACAGCCCUGGGCCUUGCUAUUUCUUGGAUCCCAAAGCAACUCGUUUUGGAAUAUCUACCUGCCCCCAGGUCCCCAUGGAGGAGCGCAUCUCCAACCUACGCAUAUACACCACACCAGCCCCCUGCCACUACAACCUUGAGAAGACUCAACCCCCUGGGGAACAGAGGGCUCCCCAGUAUACUUUUGGCUACCGGUGUCCAUGCAGAGUGAUGGACCCUAACCCGGCCCCCAACCGGUACCAGCUGCCACUCACGCUGGGACCCAACACCCCUGUCUUUCGAGCUGCCCCCUGCUAUAGUCUGGGUUCCUCAAGCAAGAACUGGUUCUAUAAGGAGGAUAUAACAGGAGGUCCUGGACCUGCUAUGCAUGCCCGACCUGAGCCGUCAGUCUACCAGAACCGAAGCCCCGUGUUUAGCAUGGCCAAGCACUUUUCCUAUCCACUGGACCACACACUUCGGCCUGGCCCUGGCUCCCACAACGUCCAGCUGGUCACUGCGCACAAGCCCCGCAUCCCUGCCUUCACCAUGGGCAUCAAACACUCUCCCCACUUGUGCCCGCUGAUUGUGAACAUUCUUGACUGAGGCCCCUGCUCCUGCUGCAUGCUCCUCCCUCCUCAUAGAAGCUAUUUUUCUAGAGCACACUGAACAACCUGACCUAUAGCA